AUGACCGAUCAUCAGGAGCCCGCUCGGAAGCGCUCCCGAGUCGCCUGCGUGUCAUGUCAAUCGCGCAAACGUAAAUGCUCCGGCGACCAGCCAUGUACCACCUGCUGUCAAUUCGGCGUCGACUGCCAUUAUGAUUUGCUGUCGCGCAAGAAGAAAGACGUCAGAUCUUUCCGACCGCCGUCGGGCUCCGGUAGCAUUCUGGAUGAACCGAUUGCCUCCAAGCCUCAGGACCAGGCCCAGCCCCCAGCGGUCCCUGGGGUUGAUCUCAGCUCGCUGGAAGCCAAUUCCGGCGCGGCCUUCGUGCGGAGAUUGGGACUGAAGAUCGACCCAGCCAAUGCGCCCCGACUUCAUAUGUUUGCGUGGAACGUCGGGGCGCGCCAUCCGCCGCCGCCGUCCAUGCCUCCCUCGUCAUCGCCCGUGGCGGUCCCCGUGACGGAGACGCUAUCGCAGGAUGAGAUGCGAGCCCUAGUGGCCAUCUUCUUCGAGAAAGUCGAUCCGUGUUAUGGGUUUAUCGAUCGCGACAGCAUCCUCCGGCAAGUGAGUCGGCGAUGGCUGCCUUCGUCCCACGAGUCCGCCUUGCCCUAUGGGCCGUACGAUGCGGUGCUCUGCGGCGUCGCAGCGUUCGGCUACCUCUUCUCCCGCCGCCAGGCCAUUCCGACGGAGCUGCAGCUGGUCGAAACCGCGCGGCUCAUCCUCGAGCACCACCUUCCCUCUGAAGCCUCGUCCGUCGACAUCGUCACCGGCAUGGUCCUCCGCGUCGGCUACCUGCGCAUGACCGCCACGCCGCACGCCGCCUGGAUGGCCAGCUGCUCCCUCAUGCACCUCGUCGAGGCCAGCGGCCUGCAUCUCGAGCAACUCCCAGACACCACGACGACCGUCCUGGGAUCCUCGCCGGAACACUGCGACCCGGAAACCCGCCGCCGACUCUACGGCAUGGCACGACAUCUCAACGUCUGGAUCUCCUUCGAGCUCGGACGCACGCGAGUCGUGCUACACGGUGCGACCUCCCUCUCCCCCACCCCGCGACCAACCGACUACACGACGGAGAUCUUCAACCUCCUCCCCCUCUCCGAGAGCCUCGACCCCAACAAAUCCCCAGACACAUCGGAACUGGAAACCGCGCUCGCCAACGUCCUCGACGACAUCCACAUCCAACCACCGUUAAUCCUCGCCCAGUGCAACCUCAUGCUCUGCAUCUACCGCCGCCUACGAGCCCUCAACUAUAUCAUCUCGGGGAAACUACUCGACCGGGUACUCAGCCUCGCGGGGAAAGGCCUCCGCGCCACGCGCGACAUGGUUGCCGCAAUCAGUCCCUGGCAUCAGGUGGCGAAUGUGCCGUUCCAAAUUGUCUGCACGCUCCUGGCGAUUGAUAAUCGGGCUUCGUUGGCGCUGCUGAACGAGGCUAUGCGUACUCUUCGGGAGGUCGCCACGGCGUAUGAUACGGCUGUUAUGCGCGAGGCUCAUAGUACGGCGUAUUUGCUUGUUCUGUUGCAUCAGCAGCGGAAAGAGGAAGAUACUAAGGCGUUGCGCGAUGUUUUAAAUACGAAUUCUUCUUCCGCUGCCGCGGCGGCGGCGGCUGCGCUUCCGCAGUUUGCUUCUCAGGCUGAGGAAAAUCAGCAACAUCAACAGCACCAACACCAGCAACAGCCACUUGCGACGGGAACAACGACAGCGACAGGGACCGGGACCGGGACAACCGAAUCCACACAUUCCCUAGCUGACUAUCCCGGAUUCUCAUGGCUCAGCGAUAUCCUAAUCGACAUCCCUGGUCUACAGCAAGUCGAUUUGGAUAAUUUCCUAUCUACAGAUCUACCAGGUCAGGGGCCGGGACAGGAGCAGGGACAGACGCAGCAGGACCUAGUAUGA
This is a messenger RNA of Aspergillus melleus, 1866 nucleotides long. Its product is annotated as putative C6 transcription factor. The coding region runs from base 1 to 1866 and encodes 621 amino acids. Gene Ontology annotation, biological process: DNA-templated transcription; regulation of DNA-templated transcription; response to xenobiotic stimulus. Lineage: Eukaryota; Fungi; Ascomycota; Eurotiomycetes; Eurotiales; Aspergillaceae. The record is from RefSeq and is a predicted model, not a curated record. Gene Ontology annotation, molecular function: zinc ion binding; DNA-binding transcription factor activity, RNA polymerase II-specific; DNA binding. The transcript has a single exon.